CCUCUCCUCUCCUCUCCUCUCCUCUCCUCUCCUCUCCUCUCCUCUCCUCUCCUCUCCUCGCCCGGUCCCUCAGGCCCGUCCUCUCCUCUCCCGGUCCCUCAGCUCUCCUCUCCUCUCCUCUCCUCUCCUCUCCUCUCCUCUCCUCUCCUCUCCUCUCCUCUCCUCUCCUCUCCUCUCCUCUCCUCUCCUCUCCUCUCCUCUCCUCUCCUCUCCUCGCCCGGUCCCUCAGGUUCUGGAGAGCUGGCACCAGACAGAAGUGAUAAACCUGGUCAUAAUCCCACUUUUACUUUCCUGUGA
Chroicocephalus ridibundus (black-headed gull) is the source of this 297-nucleotide messenger RNA. RefSeq names its product exported repetitive protein-like. The record is from RefSeq and is a predicted model, not a curated record. The annotation marks the transcript as partial. NCBI's taxonomy places the organism in Eukaryota, Metazoa, Chordata, Aves, Charadriiformes, Laridae. The transcript is spliced from 4 exons.